Aspergillus heteromorphus CBS 117.55 is the source of this 670-nucleotide messenger RNA. RefSeq lists its product as uncharacterized. Lineage: Eukaryota; Fungi; Ascomycota; Eurotiomycetes; Eurotiales; Aspergillaceae. The record is from RefSeq and is a predicted model, not a curated record. The transcript has a single exon. Bases 179 to 610 code for a protein of 143 amino acids.
CACAGUUUAAAGAAUAUAGCGUAAGGGACCUGGACGCCGGGUGCUGGUCGAGGGUGGCCUUGACAUCACAUCACGUACAUCGCGGGGGGUGAUGAGCGGAAGCGAGAGCAUAGUGGACGUCGGAAAACGCUUGUUUUCGCGUACCCCGAGAUAGAGAUAUGAGAUAGGAUUGGUAUUAAUGGCGGUUGUAGGUUUCAGGUUGAAUAAGACCCGGCUAAUUGAGCGAUACGUUCAAGGUCUUCCUCUUGUUGUUGUUGUUGUCGUUGUCGUUCUUCCUUUGGAGGCGAGGAGCUUUCCCAGCCGAGUUUGUAUUGGGGGGGGGGUCGUAGUUUCAAUCACGGGUCUGCACAAGUCCAGCUCUGCAAAGACGUCUUUGUUCGAUCUGACGGGCAAGGAUUUUCCAGGGUUGCAAGUGCAGCUGAAGCCGAGGAGGAUGGAAGUUGGAGAAACGAAGUUGCGAGGGGAACCAAAACAAAAGCAGACAAGCUCCCGCGCGGGGAUCUCCAGAGCUCGGCUUCCGUCAAGUCAGAUCUGUGUAACCGAUCGGGAGUUCCCCAUGUCUUGUAGGUUGCUGGGAGUUGGUUGGUGGGCUGGCCAUUGCUGCCAUUGAUAACUUUUUCUUUGGGGGGAACAUGUAUUUGACCAGUACUGGUGCCAUUCAUGAUUCAUG